Messenger RNA from Brassica napus (rape), 1943 nucleotides. Its product is annotated as probable sulfate transporter 3.4. Gene Ontology annotation, cellular component: membrane. The transcript has 11 exons. Gene Ontology annotation, biological process: transmembrane transport. NCBI's taxonomy places the organism in Eukaryota, Viridiplantae, Streptophyta, Magnoliopsida, Brassicales, Brassicaceae. The record is from RefSeq and is a predicted model, not a curated record. Bases 556 to 1749 code for a protein of 397 amino acids.
UUGAAAUUUAAAUUGCAGGGAAUCAGCUAUGCCAAGCUAGCAAACUUACCACCUAUAGUUGGUCUUUAUUCAAGUUUUGUGCCACCACUUAUCUACUCAGUUCUUGGGAGUUCAAAACAUCUUGCAGUUGGUCCUGUCUCAAUUGCAUCACUUGUAAUGGGCUCCAUGUUAAGUGAGAGUGUUUCUCCAACACAAGACCCAGUUCUAUAUCUCAAAUUGGCAUUCACUUCAACUUUCUUUGCUGGUCUCUUCCAAGCCUCCCUCGGCCUUCUUAGGCUGGGAUUUUUGAUUGACUUUUUGUCAAAGCCAACUUUGGUUGGUUUCACUGCUGGUGCUGCUGUGAUUGUGUCACUUCAACAGCUUAAGGGCCUUCUUGGAAUUGUUCAUUUCACUGGCAAAAUGCAAUUUAUUCCUGUCAUGUCCUCUGUUUUCAACCAUAUAUCCGAAGUAAGUCAAUCAUUCCUUUCCUCUUUAUUUAUUUAUUUUUUGAUAAAAAAAAUCCUUAUCUAAUAGUGUUACUUACUACAAUUUCAGUGGUCAUGGGAAACUAUUGUGAUGGGGGUUGGCUUCUUGAUCAUUCUCCUAACCACAAGACACAUUAGCAUGAGGAAGCCAAAACUUUUCUGGAUAUCAGCUGCAUCACCUUUGGCAUCAGUUGUUAUCUCAACUCUUCUUGUUUUCCUCAUCAGGAACAAGACUCAUGCCAUCUCUUUUAUUGGACAUCUACCAAAGGGUUUGAAUCCACCUUCAUCAAACAUGUUGUACUUCAGUGGUACUCAUCUUGCUCUUGCCAUCAAGACCGGUAUCAUCACAGGGGUUCUCUCUCUUACAGAAGGGAUUGCUGUUGGGAGAACCUUUGCAUCUCUAAAGAACUAUCAAGUUAAUGGGAACAAAGAAAUGAUGGCUAUAGGUUUCAUGAACAUGGUUGGCUCUUGCACCUCUUGCUAUGUUACAACAGGUUCUUUCUCUAGAUCUGCUGUAAACUACAAUGCUGGAGCAAAAACAGCUGCUUCCAACAUUGUGUUGGCCUCGACAGUUCUUGUGACCCUCUUGUUUCUGAUGCCACUCUUCUACUACACUCCUAACUUGAUCCUAGCCGCCAUCAUCUUAACCGCAGUGAUAGGCCUCAUUGAUUAUCAAGCGGCUUACAAGCUCUACAAAGUUGACAAAUUCGAUUUCUUCACUUGCAUGUGUGCCUUCUUUGGUGUUCUCUUAGUCUCUGUGCCUCUUGGCCUAGCAAUAGCAGUGGUUGUUUCGGUUAUCAAGAUCUUGUUGCAUGUAACCAGGCCAAACACUUUAGAGUUUGGAAAUAUCCAAGGGACUCAGAUAUACCAGAGUCUUAAAAGAUACAGAGAAGCCUCAAGAAUCCAUGGUUUCUUGAUUCUUGCUGUUGAAUCUCCAAUAUACUUUGUCAAUAGCACUUACCUGCAAGAAAGGAUCUUGAGAUGGACAAGGGAAGAGGAAAGUCGGAUAAAGGAAAACAAUGGUAGUACCUUAAAAUGCAUAGUUCUUGACAUGACAGCUGUAUCUUCCAUAGACACAAGCGGGAUUGAGGCAUUGUUUGAACUUAGGAGGAGGCUAGAGAAGCAAUCACUUCAGCUUGUGCUGGUGAACCCUGUGGGAAGUGUGAUGGAAAAGCUACACAAGUCCAAGAUCAUUGAGUCAUUGGGGCUGAGUGGACUUUAUCUAACAGUUGGUGAAGCUGUUGCUGAUCUCUCAUCUACAUGGAAAGCUCAUGGCCAGCCAUGAAUUUGAGAGACUUUGAACUUCUACUAGAGAACUUGUAAAGGAUGGUUGUUUCUGAAGACUAAAGCUGCAGCCUCUUGAGAAACAAUUUUUGGUGCUUGCCCUUAACUCCUUGAGGGUGUUUUGGUUUUAAUUGUAUAAUAAUAAAUGUAAUUUCAAUCUUUAACAUAUAGUUUAUGAAAUCAUAAUUUUAGACA